AUGGAAAAUCCGAUAAAAAAACCUGUCGCCAUUAUAUCAUCCGAACGAGAUAAUGUUGAUAAACUUGCUAAAGAAAAUAAAACUCUUAAACAAAAAGUUGAUGUUUUAGAAAAAGAAAAUAUGUUACUUAAAAAAUCUAUUUAUGAUCUUUCUGUAAAAUAUGCGGAAGCAUCUCAUCAUCAAAGGGUUAGACCAUUUGUUAUUGAUUUCGAAGAAUCUCCUGUGCAGGAUGGUGGAAAAGAAAUUAACUUGGAUAAUUCAUCUGGAAAUGAAAAAAUUCGGGAAGGAAGAACUUUCCAUCCAAAAUCUGAAUUCAAGGGCCAUAAUGGUGCAGUUUAUGCAAUUAAUUUCUCACCAUGUGGUAAAAUGCUUGCUUCUGGUUCAUUUGACAAAACAGUUAGAAUAUGGGAUGCGAUAUCUUUACAAAAAGAGCAAGCUUGUUUAAAAGGGCAUACUCUUAAUGUAUCAGACGUGUGCUGGUCAAAUGAUUCUACCGCUGUGUUGUCUGGAGCUUAUGAUAAGACAUGUAAAUUAUGGGACAUAGAAACAAAUAGAUAUACUCAUUCUUUUGAAAGCGAAGGAUUUGUUCAAUGUGUAAUGUUUAAUCCACAAGAUAAUAAUUUAUUUGUUUAUGGAACUUCUCGCAAAAAUUUGUCAAUAAUUGAUAUACGGAAACCCGACAAUGCAUUAAACCUGAAAAGCGAUGGGAUGAUAAACUCACUCUAUGUCUGUCACGAUGGUCAAAAUGUUGUUACCGGUGAUUCUUUUGGAUUCGUAAAAACAUGGGACAUUAGAGCUGGGUUUGCAUUCCAAUCAUUUCUUAAUGAACCAACAAAAAAGCCCAUAUCACAUGUGGCAUUUGUAAAGAAAAGCCCUGAACCUCGGUAUAUGGCUGUUAAUAGUUAUGAUAAUGUAAUAAGGAUGUAUGAUCGCGGGAUUGAACCUUUCAAAACAAAACCACGACUAAUACACGUUUUGAAAGGUUAUAAAAACAAGGGUUGGCCUAUCAAGAGCUCAUUUUUUCUCGGAAAAGAAUAUAAAUACUCUACAGUGCAAAGAUCAACUCAGAAUAAUAAUAUUUAUGAUGGAGAAGAAUCACAAAAUAGUUCCACGGGUGAUGUCGCAUAUGAAAAAGACAAACCAUUAGAAGCAAGUCUCUUGUUGGCAACAGGCAGCGCUGAUCCAUAUGCAUAUAUAUUCAAUGUUGGAGGCCCUGAAGGAACGGGUGAAUUAUUGCAACGUUUAGAAGGACAUACCGAUUUUGUUUAUGCAGUUGAUUUUCAUCCCACAGAACCUGUAUUAGCAACUUGUUCAGCAGAUAAUACGAUAAAGGUUUGGGCUCCUAAUACUAGAGAUAUUUAUAAGAAUGUUGCUUUUAAUUCUUUAAAUUUCAUUUAUAAUGAGAGAUUAAUUGCGUAA
Messenger RNA from Diversispora eburnea, 1419 nucleotides. The record is from the annotation of a GenBank genome assembly. NCBI's taxonomy places the organism in Eukaryota, Fungi, Glomeromycota, Glomeromycetes, Diversisporales, Diversisporaceae.